Anneissia japonica is the source of this 3500-nucleotide messenger RNA. Its product is annotated as calcium/calmodulin-dependent protein kinase type IV-like. The coding region runs from base 332 to 1402 and encodes 356 amino acids. The transcript is spliced from 8 exons. Gene Ontology annotation, biological process: protein phosphorylation. Lineage: Eukaryota; Metazoa; Echinodermata; Crinoidea; Comatulida; Comatulidae. Gene Ontology annotation, molecular function: calmodulin binding; calcium/calmodulin-dependent protein kinase activity; ATP binding. The record is from RefSeq and is a predicted model, not a curated record.
GCACGCGUAAAUCCCGGAGAACGCUAUCUUGUGUUUAUAAGAUCUUUGCUAUACAUUGCUGCUGCUAGGAAGCGUGUCAACAUUGAUCAUCAUCCAAAUUGGGUCUAGCCCAUUUAGGUCUGUGAUUAUGACUUGCUAGACUAUUGUUUCAACAUCACCAGACCAUUAUUUGGAAAGUUUUACAAUCCAAGACUUACUUCACACGCAUCACACCAAUAAUAAAUUGCAUUGGUGAAUAUUUAAGAGUCUAGGCCUAGUAGAGGGAAGGAAAACUUGAACCAAGCAUCGACAGGUAGAGGUACUAACAGGCCAAGUUCAUCAUUAAGUCACAAUGUUUGGUUCACCGGAUAGCCACUUGCCUAGUGCCAGUGGACAGAGGUCCCAUGUCAAAAAGGGAACUGGUGAAUGGGCUUCGAAGAAUAAGAAGGCGAUUAAAGAGACAUAUACUUUUCUAAAAGUACUUGGAAGGGGAGCAACUUCAGUUGUACAUGAAUGCUAUGAAAAUGGAACCAAACAGAAAUAUGCAGUUAAAGCAAUACAUAAAAAUAAUCAUGACAAGGCAGCGAAAAUGGAGAUUAGUAUUUUGUUGAAGAUAGACCAUCCAAACAUUAUCAAGUUAAGGGAAUUAUUUGAGGAAGGUCCAAUAUUAUAUCUUGUGUUGGAAUUGGUAACUGGUGGUGAAUUAUUUGACCGCAUCGUGGAAAGGGGCUAUUACAGUGAACGUGAUGCUGCAAAUUGUGUCCGUCAAAUAUGCGAUGCUGUAUCUUACUUGCAUCAGCAUGACAUAGUCCAUCGUGACCUGAAACCUGAAAAUCUGUUAUACGCGACCCCUGCUGAUGAUGCACCUCUGAAGAUAGCUGAUUUUGGGUUGUCAAAGAUUCUGAGCGAAGACGUACAAAUGAAGACAGUCUGCGGCACACCUGGCUACUGUGCGCCUGAAAUCCUCCUGAACGCACCAUACAACUGUAACGUAGACAUGUGGAGCGUUGGUGUAAUAACUUAUAUCUUGCUCUGUGGCUUUGAACCGUUCUAUGCUCCAUCCGAUCCUGAGAUCUAUGCGAAAAUUAUGAAAAUAGAUUACAAGUUCAUUUCACCAUGGUGGGACCCAGUAUCUGAAAGUUCAAAGGACUUGAUUAGGAAGUGUCUUGUUUCUGAGAAGAGACUGACAGCCAAUGAAGCCUUGCGACAUCCGUGGGUACGAGAACACAAUAGCGCUGCACACUUUACACAUAUGGACAAAAUACAAGAGAACAUGAAAGAAUUUAAUGAGAACAGAAGACGCAAAUUUAAGGCUAUGACUCAUGUUAUAAUGGCGGUGAAUCGGUUGGGGGAAUUGAUGUCUCCUGAUGGUCUAACCGGGGACAAGCCAGAUGAUGAAACACAAACCGCAGCCACUUCAUAAAGUUUAUCCGUCAUGUAUUGUACAAGGUUUUUAGAGAGCAGUUUGCUACCAGAAUUCAUUUAACACUGAAAUCAGGCAUGGAUUAGAUAACUCUAGCAGAGCAGGAACCAGGAUUUCACUCACAGCCUUGCUUUGCUUCAGUGGUUGUUAUGGCCCAUGUGACAGCACAGAUACAUAUAAAGCUUCCUUUACCUCGGAUGCAGCAAGCUUGAUGCCUUAGAACAGCUUCAAUAUUUAUUUUGUAUACAUGUCAGCAUUUUAUAUAUUUAAUAAUACAGUCAUAUUUUUGUGAAUUGUAUUUAAGCUUUUGUAAAUAAUCUAUUGCAAUAAUUAUAAAAAAAGUUUGAUCUAUACAAACACAUGAUUUAGAAAUGAUGAAUUUUUAAUAGACAAUAGUGUCAUGUUUAAGAUAUCCCUCUAUUGUCUUUUGUAGCAUCUUGUAAACCCGUACAAAAAACGAUCAAAUACGACACAGAUCAAAACAAUUAGUUUAUGUUCUACAGAAUUUUUACUACAAAAUUCCUAAAUUUAUUACAUAGGUCCCAAGUCUCUUAUUAAGAAUCCUAUAAUCCUAUUCCUAUAGGAUUAUGGGGAGGCGGGUCCAGAAUUUUUCAAACAGGGGAGGGCACAACAUUUUCAGGAUAGGUAAGUAAGUAGCGCUUAUUUUAAUACAUAACAUUGAUAUGCAUUAAAAUUUUAAAAUUUAGUGGCAAAAUGGGGGUGGGGGGUAGGGAGCAGCUGGCGAUGGGCAUUAUGAUUGCCCAAAAAAAUCAAAUUAGUUUUGUUUAGAAGGCUAAUUAACCAGAUCUUCUUCUAACUUGGAACCCCUGUGAUUGCCAUCCAAUUUAAGAGUCUAUUAAUAUGCAAAUAUUUGAAAAAAUUUUACUAUUGAAACUAAUACUCAAAUAUAUGCGCAGUAACCAAUUUAAAUAUUCAUGUUAUUCUUAAAGUGCAUAGCUCAGUCUAUUUUUACUAUAGCAUUAGUGGUUUGCUUCAAAGGUGUGUGAGAAAUAAUCUGGAAGUUAAAAGCAUUAAAUAAUUUGCAGAUAAUAUAUUACAAUGAAUGUGUGCCACUGAGGCCAUCUAUUAUGUACCUCAUUAUUGACUUCAAACGUUGUGGUGAUGUUCUUGUAGGAUGGAAAUCUACAAUGUUCAGCAGUAGGUUUCUUUGUCAGCAAAAUGAAAUUUACACAAAAUGAAAUUUGAUAUUUAUAUUUAUAUUUAGUCUCAGUGUAUAUGUUUUUAGGUUUGUUGGUACAAUAUUGUCGGUGUGCACAUUGUGAUGUUUACAAAGCAGCAAUUCAUUCUGACCUUUGUCUACAUUACUAUUUCUCACCUAAGAGUGUGUGUAUUAACUGCAAUAGUCCUCAAGGGGAAUGGCAAAUAUUUCAUAUCACAGUACAUUUGAAUUCAGUGAAUAGGAACUUGAGCACUAAGGGAUAUUACAUCAGGCACUAUAUAAUAUAAAUGUAUUGCAAUUAUAAUGAGGGUACUGUUUUAUUCUCUUUAAUGAAAUCUUUUUUUAUUCCUAUUUGUGUUUGGAGGCUGGUCAACAUUUUUAGAUUGUCAAAUAAAACAUGGAACAUAUGUCUUGUGUGAAUAUGUCCAUUAAUUUUUGUAUUUGUUUAUAUUUUCCAAUCAUUUUUAUGCUGUGAAUAUUUGGUUUUCCAUAUUCUACCAUUAGACUAAUUUAAAGUGAUUUAAUAAUUGUAUUUAUUAAAUAUCAUAGGAGUGAUGGUUUUGCCCUACCAUCUUAUACUGAAUAUUCAAUACAUGCCCAAAUACUUACAAAAAAAAAAUCUUGCAAGUGAUUCCGGUUGGAAUUGAACACACAACCUCCAAAAUAAGCCUGGACCACCGAGCUUGCGCAUAAGUGGCUUAGUUGAAUCCAAUCCAACUUUGAUGUUGUGUUGUCAGAAAAUUUUAUUGCAGUGAUGUUUUUCCCUUAUUAAAUAUUGUUAAAUAAUAAAUUGGACAAAUAUAUAUCUUUCUUUAUAUUUGUAUAUUUUUGUGUGAUAUGAAUUUGUUUUGAUUGAAUAUAGCUGAGCCUGUGCUGUUGGCAUGUUAUGCUCAUAAAUAAAAUCAUGUUUAUGAAAUA